AUAUCGAUGAUGAAGUGGUUGACCGACCGGUGCUCUAAAGUGAAGUAUGUGCUCAAAGUGGACGACGAUAUGUUUGUCAAUAUGCAACACAUUACUGAUUUUAGUGAAACCAGAAAUUUCAACAAGUGCAUUAUCGGAAAAUUGGCCAAAAAGUGGAAACCACACCGAAACACAAACAACAAGUGGUAUGUGCCGUCCCGUGCCUUCAACGGCACCACAUUCCCAACCUUUGCCACCGGACCGGCGUAUAUGAUAUCGGGAGACGCCGCUCAACCCCUAUACGAGACCAGCAUUAAGGAGCGGCCCAUGUAUUUAGAAGACGUGUAUAUGACUGGUAUAGUGGCGGAGAAAGCGGGCAUUCGGCGUCUGAAUCACGCCAUGUUUCGCAACACUCACAUCAAAAACAUUGACGAGUGUGUGUUUCGGCGCGUAAUGACCAGUCAUAAGCACACACCACAGGAUAUACGCCGCCUGUGGGCUCUCGUUUACCAACAGCCACAGAAAAUAUGCUCAACGCCCGCACCGCCAAAGACUGUCAAACCCUCGGCCGUCGCUAAUAACGCCGGCGCCGUUAAACCGCCGCAACCGUCGGUUACCGUUGCCAACAAAAACGUAACCAAAUCGCUCCCACCGGCUGCCAGUGGUUGACCCAACACAACACCCUAUCAAACAACU
Medioppia subpectinata is the source of this 675-nucleotide messenger RNA. The record is from the annotation of a GenBank genome assembly. NCBI's taxonomy places the organism in Eukaryota, Metazoa, Arthropoda, Arachnida, Sarcoptiformes, Oppiidae.